Molecule: messenger RNA, 7194 nt
Organism: Oncorhynchus kisutch (coho salmon)
Lineage: Eukaryota; Metazoa; Chordata; Actinopteri; Salmoniformes; Salmonidae
Gene: sorbs2b
Product: sorbin and SH3 domain containing 2b
Exons: 27
Coding region: 603-5933 (1776 amino acids)
Cellular component (GO): plasma membrane
Molecular function (GO): protein binding
Source: RefSeq, a predicted model, not a curated record
ACAAAUUGAACUGUUGGUUGUUUCCAUGACUACGAAAACCAGCGCUGCACCAAUGACUGAUCUUGUGUUGGGCGACACAGCCAUUUUCGCUCUCGGGGGAAAAUAAUAUUGUACUGCGGUAUUAAAACAAGGAUUCUAUUCUUGAAAUACACACAGGCAUACAGGUUAGAUAGCAAUUAUUUAUUUGGUGUGUUGCACAGUUUCCCGACCGUGCACUGCAUUUACGGUUGGGGAAAACUGAUUAUCUUCUGUGAAGCAUUUGUGGAGCUGCGUAUUGUCUUGCGGAAGCUGGUCUGGGAUGCUGUCGGAAUAGAUAUCGAACUCAUCCCAUACUAGGCAACUGAUCCAACAGCAGUGUUUGCGCUCUAUGGACUGCCUGCCUGCCUGCCUGACUCCUCAAAAACAGAAACCAGGAUCACACUUGUCGGACCUUAACCCUGCAUGUCAAUGUGGUGAAAUCUGCUGUGCCGCCGCCCAGAAAACAGAUAUAGGGAGAGGAGCUACAUAAAACAUCACGGAUGUGUUUUCAUUCUAUCACGUAGUGUGUCUCGCUCUUCAUGUCUGGAUAGUGUAAAGUGCUGCUGCGACGAGAGACCUUCAACAUGAAUACAGGUAAUGAGUCUCACCUGUCAGAUUCAGAUCUGUGGCAGUCAUACAGCGCCACGGAGAGCCUGAGGAACGGCGACGUCACCACUUCCUCCCUGGCCGCCAAAGGCUUCAGGAGCGUCAGGCCCAAUCUACAGGACAAGAGGUCUCCCACACCAAACUACAUGGCAGUGAAUGGGAAUGGCGGGAUCACGGGCAGCUCCUACAGUCACCUCCAGAGGCCCUUCUCCCCCAUGUCCUACCCCCCUCCUCCCUCACUCAGCCCCAGCCUUGGCCUCUUAACACAGGCCAGGAGUGCAGAGGUCCGCUCCCCAGGCUACCCCCGUAUGAGCCGCCCUCCCCCCGCCACCCAGCAGAGGAGGAGUACCAGGAGGUACCAGGAGCCCCAAGGGGAGGCGAGGGGGGGAAAGCCCUUCACCACGCAGGCAUCGGCCCCGUGGAUGAGUCUGGCAUCCCCAUCGCCAUCAGAACGACCGUGGACAGGCCAAAGGACUGGUAUAAGUCCAUGUUCAAGCAGAUUCACGUGGUACACAAACCAGUGCACAGCUAAUCAUCCUACUUUGGUGUUUAUCACAGAAAAUGAAAAUAUGGACCCAUAUAAUACCACCCACACAGUAGUGAAUACCGAUAGACAUCAUCGCUCAGCCCCAGACUAUCGGCCAGCCAAGUCCUUGCAGACCCAUGCUCCGCCCCAGACCCACACGUACCGGCCAAUGACCAAGAGUGUGUCUGACAACAGCACGUGCAAUGUCUUCAGGAACACAAAUUCCUUAACCUCGCCCUCACCCAUGCCCCCCACACCCCCUCCCAUACUCUCAUCGGCACAUGUUCGAGAAAGGGAGCGCGAGAGGGACAGAGGCACAAUAGACAGAGGCACGGUAGACAAAAACCAAUAUGGACCCCCUGACAGAAAGGUGGACACCAGGAAAUAUCGUGCAGAACCUCGGAGCAUCUUCGACUAUGAACCUGGGAAAUCCUCAAUUUUGGAGCAGGAGAGACAGAAUACUAGUAACUCAAACCCUACUGAGGUAGAUUUAGAGGAUGAGCCUUGGUAUAAGUUCUUUGCUGAGCUGGAGUUUGGACGUCCGCCUCCUAAAAAACGUCUGGAUUAUAUAGUUGAGAGUUCCCUCCAACAGGCCUCUACAGACAGGAACACAGACAGGCCAUCAAGUGUCCACAGCUCAACCAGUGACUACAGGAAGAGGAGGAAGUCCGAGGUAGCAGCCCAGCAGCCCAGACCAGCCAGCACCCUGACCACAAGCCAGAGUACAUCCAGCAGCCUGUCAGGGCCCAAUAGCACCACCAGCCACCACCCAGUCUCCUGGCCUGUAGAAUCUCCCCGUAGCAGCAGUUACAGCAGCGGCCUCAACUCCUCAGGACGGCCCUCUGAACCUCCACGUAGCAGUAGUUACAGCAGCGGCCUACGCAAGCCUGUGGCAAGCUCCUCCCCUGCCUCCCCCUCCAAAUCCAAAGGUGGGGAUAUUAGCAACACCUACUCAGCCCAUUUCAGUUGUCCAGGUCCCUCUCCAGGUCCCAAACACAAUACCUCACAUAACUCAGUGUUUCCUUGUCUUUAUGAUGAGGCUUUUGACUGUGUUGAGCCCCCUGAGGGCUCUGAUGAGAGCCCUGAUGUGUGCCUGAAGAACGGCUGGCAGGCUCAUGUCCAGAGCCAGAAUGCCGAGGCCUGGAGCUCUGCUGAGGAAAAGCCAACCUCUCCCAAACUCAAGUCCUGGAGCUGUGACGACCUCCUGGCAGAAGAUAGAGGAUGUCCGGGAGGUUCUGUAGGUUCACAGGUUCGCUCCGAGAGUGUAGACUUCCUGUCACGUGAGCAGCAGGGCAAAGAUCUCAGCGUCUGUGACAGCCCCCUGAGAGAGCGAACCCAGCACCACUCGGCCCACGAUGCACCAGGCUUCCUCAAGCUGUACAAGAAGAUGCACCACAUCAACAGGCAGGAUCUGAUAGGCUCCCAAAGCUCCCAGGUCAUCUGCUCUGUGAAAGCCCGGAUCCUGGAGUACGAGAGCGAGCUGCACAAGGACCGGCUGGCCGGCUGGAGGGGCUACAGCGAAGAGGUGCCCCAGGACAUGGUGCACAACAGGAUCUCUGAGUUCGAGAGCCUCAUCCAGAAGUCUAAGUCCAUGCCCAACCUAGGGGGUGGGGGUGAGGGUGAGGCUACCCCGGGGGGCCCGUCCGGGAGGGGCAGCAGCCCCCAGCGAUGCUUCUCCAUCGAGUCCCUGCUAGACGAGGACCCCCCUGCCAGGAACCGCCCUGAGGGCCAGCCACACUACCCCAGGAUCAACGCUCCCACUACCAACAACUGUGUGCCCAUCCACAUCCAGAUCACUGGAGACCACCACCACGUCUACCCCCAGAGACCAGCUUCCCAGCAGGAAGUCUACUCAGACAGUGAUCAUGACGCCAUCAGGUCCAAUCUCAGUGACUUCAUCCAGAUAGAGGGAUCUUCCUUCUGUAGUGAGAGUGACUACGACCGCUGCUCUAGGACGUCGUCUGAGAGCCCCUACGGCUCAGGCCACUAUCACCACCAACACCGUCAUCAUAACCUUAACCAUAACCAGCAGAAGCACCUGGUCAGCAACUGUAAGGGCCGAUGCCCUGCCUCCUACACACGCUUCAGCACCAUGCUCAAACACGAGAGGGCCAAGCAGCUGACAGCCGAGGAUCCAGAGUCAACCCAGUCCAAGCUGGCCUUCCUUGUGAGUCCGGUACCGUUCAGGAGGAAGAGGGGCUCCCCUCCCCACAGCCACAGGCAGGCAGUCUCCACCCACAGCAGGCCCCCUCCCUGCUAUAAGAGCUCCAUGUACGAGGCUCUGGACGAAGCCCUGAGGGACAUCUAUGAACACAUCCGGGCCGAGAGGAGGAGGGGCAGCCUGCCCGACAACAGAAUCCUCCACAAGCUCCUGGACGAGCUGCUGCCAGACAUCCCAGAGAGGAGCUCCUCCCUCAGGGCACUGUGCAGACACAGCCCCAGCCCGGGACCCAGCCCCGUCCCUGGGCCCCAGACCCUGGAGCAGGAGCAGCCAUACCCCUCUCAGCCUGACGGCAUGCCCAGCCCAACCUGCUACCAGCCUGAGUACAGCCGCCUCUCACACAGUGCCUCCUAUCACCUCACAGACCCCAACAACAACAGCCAUAUCUGUGAAGACGACUACUACCAAGACCAGGACCCCACCAGGGGCCACUCUUACACUGAUGGGGGCCGCCACACCCCCCAGAUCAGGAUACCAACCCCUGAAGUCAGAGAGAAACAGCCAGCCAGAGCUGUAUAUGACUUCAAGGCACAGACAGUGAAGGAGCUGACCUUCAGGAAGGGGGAGACGGUGUACAUCAUCAGGCAGAUUGACAACAACUGGUAUGAAGGAGAGCACCGUGGACUGCUGGGGAUCUUCCCCAUCUCCUAUGUGGAGAAAAUCCCUGUCUCUAAGAAGCAGCAGCCAGCCAGACCUCCCCCGCCAGCCCAGGUCAGAGAGAUUGGUGAAGCAGUGGCUCGCUACAACUUUAAUGCUGACACCAACGUGGAGCUCUCACUGAGAAAGGGUGAGAGGGUGAUUCUGCUGAGCCAGGUGGACCAGAACUGGUAUGAAGGGAAGAUCCCAGGGAGCAACAAGCAGGGCAUCUUCCCCGUGACCUACGUAGAUGUAGUGAUCAAGAAGUCCCCCACUGCCAAGAACCCCGCCCACCACUACCUAGAAGCCUCUUCUUUACCCCAGAGCCUAUCCGCUGACAGGAUUCACCCUGUGGGUUCGGCCAAGUCAUCAUCCACGCGCCCUCGCUUCAGUCCACCAUCGCCUUCCCUCUCCUUCAGGACACCCCGCUCCUCCCUGUUCCCAUCCCCCUCCCCAAGUACCCAGAGGGCCCACCUGCAGGCUGUCACCAAUGAUUGGAUAAACCUGACCCUGGGCCUAUCCCCCUCCUGCACCCCGGCCCCCACUCCUCCCCCGUACCCUAACAGCAGUCUGCUGGCCGACCUGGAGGCCCUCAGCACCCUGGUGUCCCCCUCCCCCUAUCCAGCCCCCAGCCAUUUCCUGGUUUCCCCCUGCCCAGCCCCCACCUUCGGAACCGUAACCUCGACACCACGAAACCUCACACCUUCCCUCAGAGAGGGCCACUUUAUCCCCAUCACCUCACCCAAGGCUCCCAUCUACCCCUGCUCCCCAGAACCCAGACCCUCCCCACUAUCCUCCCUCCCCACCUCUGGCGGCACCUCUUUCACCUCAUCACCCAUCUCUCCCAUGUUUGGGAGCCCCAAGUAUGGCAGCGUGGUCGAUUUGUCUCAGAUUCAGAACAACACUAGCAUCAAGCCCAUUAUAGACUCUGAGAAACCAUUCGACCCCUUCUCAGACACAGUGGUCCUGUCUCCCACCUCACCUAAGGCCUGCAGUCCCAUCAAUCUGGUGGUGUACGAGCCCAGCGAUUGCUCCUCUCACAGUGACCACCCAUCUCAAAGCUACCCCCUGUCUCAAAGCUACCCCCUGUCUCACACCGACCCCCCAUCUCAACUCGAGAACAUAGUAGAGCUAAAUCAGUUUAUCUCAAAAGAGAUGAAUCAGUUCAUGGAGGACUCCACUAAAGACCAGGUAGUGGACCAGGAACAGGAAGAUGACCUUUGUGAGGAGCUGGUGUCCAUCAUUCAGGGGGGCGACCAAUCCAAAGGGGAAGAGUUUUACAGACAAGCAUCAGACGUGACAGAGGAGCUUCCCAAGCUCUUCAUAGAGGAGGAGCCUACUGAGAGCAGGAAGAUGACCCCACCUUAUAAUACCUUUACCCCUGUGUGUAGAGAUGGGGCAGAACAGGACAAGGGUUCCUCUGUAUGCCUCACCUCCCCUCCCUCCCAGCAGUUCACCAUCCCCACUCUCUCCACCUCACCCAAACCUUUGUCUCCCCUCAUAUCCCCCUGCACCACCCCUCCACUUCCAGGGGUGCUACACUCUCCCCCACCCUACAACAAACAGUACCCCCGCCUGGAGCCUAGGUCCUCCAAGGUCAAGCCUGUAAAUGGUGAGGUUGUUGUUGUGGGUAAGCCCCCUCGUAGCCCCGUGAUGUCUCGGAGGUCCUGCGGCUCGCCCAGUAGAGCCCAGAGCUAUUCCCCGUCUCAUAGGCGGCCAUUGUUUACCCAAGAUGCCCUGAAUUGUGGUGGAGAGGCGUUCCAGGUCCUGUAUAACUAUGCUCCACGUAAUGAGGAUGAGUUGGAGCUCAAGGAAGGGGACAUUGUUGAUGUGAUGGAGAGGUGUGACGACGGCUGGUUUGUAGGCACUUCCAGAAGAAACACGUUUUUUGGAACCUUUCCUGGAAACUACGUGAAGCGGCUAUAACCUUGUACUCAUGAUGUCCAGCAAAACUGCAGUGGUUGUAUAACUCAGUGGGGGAAUAACCAAUAUAUUCAGACUGUACAAAAACGUUACAUUCAUCUAUGACUAGUUAUUUUCAUUUUUAAAAAACUUUUCCAGGAGUGACAAUGCAUUUACUAAUUUGAUGAAUAGGAGAAGAUAUGAACCCAGUGGCCUUGAAGGAAUAUAUUUCAUGUUUGAUUUAAGGGUAUUCUACUCUACUAACUGUGAGGAUGUCUCAGUGUAUACAGUGGAUGCAACAAAUAAGGUUGAAAGCAGAUUUGGUCAUAAACAAAAAUGAGUUAUUUGUGCGUAAUGAGAGUUAUUUACAGUGAAGGAAUGCCUUAUAGACUAAUGGGUUUCACAAUAAUGAAGUAACCAAGUGCCCUAUUUACCAUGUAUUUAUUUAUACAUAAAUAUAUAUUUUUCUUGUUCUGGAAGUACUCUAUAAUUGAUUAUGCUAAUUGGCAUUAGGAGAGUGUGUUAUUAACCUUUUUGGAGAGGGGUUGUCCUCUUGCUUCAUACAGUUAAUGUGCAGGGGACCUGAACUUGGAUCUGUACAGGCAGGCAGAAAGAGAUGACAGUGUUGUUGGGUUAGUUUUAUACAGGCAAUUAGGGUUCCUCUUCAAUGCAUCCGUUAGCACAUGGCUUUGGACAGACACAUAGUUCAUGUAUUCAGGCAGUUACCUCUGACUGGAGCUAAUGUCUUGUCCGGUUUUGUUUUUCUCUCCUGACAUUCCUAUAAGUAUUAAUAAAAAAGAAAGAGAAGACUUUUAUGUAAUUGGACAAUAUAUAUUUUUUAAAAGCAAUGUCUUCUUUUUACAACUUGGGUAGAGUGAUCUGUUAUUUAAGAUUGUUCUUUAAUAUAUGAUCAUUUUACAAUGUGAACUGUCAAAUUAUUUGAAAUGAUUUAAAUAUCUUAGGGACAACUCACCUGCCACAAAUCCUGUAUAAAAGUGUUAAACAUAUUUGAGGUCAUUUAAUUUACUGUCUGUAUGCAUUCAGCUCCAAAUCACCGUUUGAUUUAUGCAAUAACCAUUCUCCCAAAUACCUGCCUUUCUGUUCUAGAACACAGAGCAACAAAAUGACAGAAGGAUUGGAAGUGAUGAUGUUGUUGAUGAUGACAUGUAAUAAAGUCAUCAUGUAACUUUGUGUUCACUACUGCCUAAACACACCAUACCGUAUAGUCUGUCCUGUACAGUGUAUGUCCCUGUGAUUAAAAAACAUCCACUGCCUCCAUCAGUCA